AGCCGGCAAUAGCAGCACUCAGCUGCCCUGAUUUCCAGGCCUGGGCUUUAACCGCUAGCCCCUGCUCCCUCCCCUGGGUGUGGCUGCUGGGAUGCCAGCUGCACAAAGGGGAGGGAGGCUGCUUGGCCAGGUCGCUGGGGGCUAAUUAAGCCAUUGUGAGUGUGCUGCUUGGAAGUGGCACAGCAGAGGCAGGAGCUGUUUUCCCUGCCUGGAGCCAGCGGCCGCCCCAGCACGCAGACUCAGCAGCAGGUGAUCCCCUGAGACUGCUGGCCCCCACAGCCCACGUGGGGGGAGGGCGGGCAGGUGCAGCUACAUUGGGAGAACCCCACCCAUUGCUACCUCCUGGGUGAGAGAGGAGACAGGCAGUCCGAGCCAACAGCCAGGAAGCCCUCUGCAUCCUCACUGUCUGUCCAGUCGCUCAGCCUGCUCUGGGCCAGCCCGUGUUACGACAGGGAGCGUGGUCCAGACUACCUGGUGGAAGCCCAGCGAGUCGGGACAUAGGAGUGGCACACGCUGACCAGGACUUGCCCCCUAGCAGGGGCAGAGUUAUCUGGAGUCCCGAGGGGAGAACCAGUGCCAGGUCUGAGCCACCAGCACCUACGGGCUCAGCGCCCCCAGCCAGGAGUGGUUAGGAUGUCCCAAGGAGAAGGUGGGAGAAACAAGGAGGCUUUUGAAUACCAUGCCGUUACAAUAAACACCAUGGAGAAGGCUUCGGACCUCUACAUCCAGCUCGAGAAACUUGGGGCUGGGAAAUUUGGGAUGGUUUACAAGCUGCAGGAGAAGGCCACUGGGAAGAUCCGGGCAGGGAAAUACUUCCAGACGCGGACGCCCAAGGAGCGCGAGGCAGCCUGCGGGGAGGUGGAGCUGAUGAACCUGCUGCAUCACCCCAGGCUGGUGCAGUGCCUUGCAGCCUUCCAGAGCCGGGCGGAGCUGGUGAUGGUGAUGGAAUAUGUUGCAGGCGGGGAACUCUUUGAGAGGAUUGUGGAUGACGACUUCGAGCACACGGAGCCCACCAGCAUUCAGUACGUGAGGCAGAUCCUGGAGGGGAUCCAGUACGUCCAUCGCCAGAGCAUCGUCCACCUGGACCUCAAACCCGAGAACAUCGUCUGUGUCAGCACAAGCAGCCACUGGGUCAAAAUCAUCGACUUUGGCCUGGCACGGAGACUGGAUCCAAACAGCCCUGUGAAGGUGGUGAUGCACGGCACCCCGGAGUUCAUGGCCCCAGAAGUGAUCGCCUUUGAGCCGGUGGCAUUCACCACGGACAUGUGGAGCAUCGGCGUGAUCUGCUACAUCCUGCUGAGUGGGGACUCCCCCUUCCAGGGGAACAGUGACAUGGAGACGCUGCACAACGUCACGGCUGCCCAGUGGGAGUUUGAUGAGGAGACCUUCUCGGAGAUCUCCCAGGAGGCCAAGGACUUCAUCAGCCAGCUACUGCAGAAAGACAGGCGUUGCCGGCUGCCCAGCGACCAGGCCCUCGCGCACCCCUGGCUGCGGAAGACUGAGCAGAACGACAGGAAGGUUCUGUCCAAGGAGAGAAUGAGGCGAUUCCUGGUGCGCCAGAAGUGGCAGAAAACAGGCAACGCCGUGCUGGCCCUGCGGAGAAUGUCCCGACUGGCCCAUAAACUGGAUGACCCGGUGACCACCCCCAAUGUCCAGGAGAAGGGAGAGCUGGGCCACAGCCAGGAAGAGGAUCAGCUCUUCACUUUCCUGCCACAGCAGAUUGAGCAGGGGCCCAGCUUCUUGGAGCCGCUGAAGGAACAAGUAGCAGUGGAAGGCAGCAGUACCUCCCUCCAGUGUCACGUUGAAGGUUUUCCCCACCCGGAGAUGACGUGGCUCUGGAACAAUGCCCCUAUCCAGGAAUGUCCCCGGCUCCGCAUAGAUGAGGAGGAGAAUGGAAGCUGCUCCCUUGCCAUUGUGAGGCUCCCAGUAGAGGACACGGGGCACUACGUGUGCAGGGCCACCAGUGCCAUAGGGGAGACAGGAUGCAGUGCCAGGAUGACUGUACAGAGAGGCAGCAACAUGCAGAUGCCAAAUGCAGAGGAGGGCCCUGGAACUGACCAGCCGUGAGAGCAGCAGGCCAUGGGCUCUCUGCCUGGCAUUGGCGGCAUGGCUUACAGGAGGCGCUCUGUUUCCAGUCUGGCUCUUUCCCUCAUCCCUUGUUACUUUUAACUGCAUUGCUGAGCUCCGGGAGUGAACCUUGCUGCGACCUGCUUCCCACUGGGCCAGGACAUGGCAGGCAGCCACAGAGUGGACAAGAAGGGCCCAAUCCUGCCGUCCCCAAACAGGCAAAUCCCCAGUCAAUCCAUUUCAGUGUGCAGGGAGUCUGGCCUGUGAGGACGGCAGAUUCGAGCCUGAAGACCCUAGACUAGCCUCUUUGCUUCCACUUCCUCUCUGCCAGGCUGGGAACUCCCAGCUGUAGCGUGGACACACCCCCAGGGCUGAGAUGCCCUCUGGAGGACACCCCGUCCCCGCCCUCAGCCCCACACGGUGCCUUGGGAAGCAGGAGCAGGGGAGGCAGCGGGUGGGGGGCUGGUGCUGCCUGCCUAAGGAGGGUUCUGUCUCCCUUGGCAGUCUGAGUCCCAGGGUAGGCUCCAGGCCCCUGCCGCCCACGUCCGGAGCCCAGGACCACCACAGCUCCAGCAGGCGGGGGUUGGGGGGUGAUGCUGGCUGGGCUCUGGGAUGCUGCUGGUGCAACAGCUCACGUGCUCUGCCAGGGUGACUCCCUGCUGUGAGUGUCUCAGCCAGGAGUGAGGGGCGACAGGAGAGAAGAAUCACUCCAUCCCCUGCUCUCCCUGCAGCACGUUGCUCUUGGUCCCAGCACACAGGGGGGGCUGCAGGAUCAUUAUCCCCUCUCACAGCACACAGCUCUGGCUGGGGUCUCAGCGGUACGCGCCCCCCUCCCUCAGCCUCCUAUGCUGAGAGGCAGAUGGUGCCCUUAGGGAAUGCUUGCCCCCCUCUGGUCUCUUAUUGCCAUCUCUGGGGGGGAGAGGGCAUUUCCCCCUCUUGCUGUCUGUCCUACAAGGGUCUCCUUCCCUUUGAAGAGUAGAGCACCCCCUCCUGGCCCUUUCUCAGCCUCCUCACACCCUUUGGGUUGGGCCUCAGGGGAUGCGUCUCCCCCAGUUCUGUCUCAGGGGUGGGGGAAGGGGCAGAUAUUCUCUCCCUGGCGGGAUCUCUCAGGCUGAGCUGCUAAUUAAAGGACAGUGCCCCCCCUCCCCCCACACACACACACUCCUCAUCACAGUGACAGGCCAGAUCCUCAGCCAGCUCUGUGGAAAUCAGGGCCCAUUGGCUCCAUGCCCCUUUGCCUCAUUUCCCCUUCAGCUCUGAGUCAGUCCCCUGCCCUCUGCCCCUCUCUGAUGCUUGUCUCAGGAUGCAACAGCCCAGGUCAGUGCUCAGUGCAGAAAAUGCUACCAUUACCCUGCUGCAGCUAAGGCAGGGACACGCUCAAUGUGUCACAUGCUUGUAGGAGCUGGCAGUGCCGCUGGAAUCAGCAAUUAUUGGCCCCAUCAGAUGACAAACCCACAUCACCCUGGCCCACAUCGUGUGACUAGGACCAACACGUCAAGUCCAGCUUGUUCCAGCACCCUGCCUGUCACACCAUUAAUACCUGGGGGAAGGGGAAUGCUCGCCCGCUGCCCAUGAGAUCAUAACCAGCCAGCAAGGCCUGCACCCAGCAAUAACACAGAAACAGAGCAAGAACAAUACUGGGCCAGGGCUCCUUUCAAACAGCCCUUGCAACAAGCAGCCUGCCUGUGUCUGAAGCAGGGAGCUAUAGGCUGUUCUAUGGGAUUUGUUAACCACACGCCCUGCCGCUGACCCGCACUGCAGGCCCCCACGGAUUUCCAGUUCAGUUUAAUGAAGAGAAAGUUUUGGGGUAACUUGAUCCCAGUCUAUAAGUACCUGCAUGGGGAACAGAUAUUUAAUAAUGGGCUCUUUAGUCUAGGAGAAAAAGUGUAACAUGAUCCAGUGGCUAGAAGCUGAAGCUUGAGAAAUUCAAACGGGAAAUAAGAUAUAAAUUUUUAAAAGAGUCAUAAACCACUGGAGCAGUUUCCCAAGCGUUGUGGUGGAUUUGCCAUCCCUGACAAUUUUUUAAAUCCAGACUGGAUGUUUUUUCUAGCAGAUCUGCUCUAGGGGUUAUUUCGGGGCAGGGCUCCAGCCUUUGUUAUACAGGGGGUCAGACUGGAUGGUCACAGUGGUUCCUUCUGGCCUUGGGAUCUAUUAACUUUACACCCCAAGGCUCCAUGGGCUGUUCACAUGACCCAUCAGUUUUGGUUUUUCUCAGGAAUGGCUCAGUGUUUAUUACCAUUAAAAAAAAAAGGGGGGUGAAAACUGAUGCAAAAAUUAACGUCACAGUUUGCUGGCUAAAUUUCAGGGUUGACAUUGGGGGAUGGGAUAACAGAAAAAACAGAGUAACAAAUCAAAAAAAGUACAAGAGCUUCUGUCCCGGCUCCCUGGCCCAGCUAGAGAGGUGGCAGCUGUGACCCAGGCUCCUUAGCAGACGCUCCCCUGGUCUUUGCAAACAACUCACUCAUCUCCGAUUUGCCACACUCACUACAACACAUACAGCUUGCAGGGUAUUUAUCCGUCUCAACAGAAGAUGGGCGGGAUCAGCAAGGAAACCUACCUCUUGGCUGUCAGAAAGCACAGGGAAAAGUGAGAAAGCCAAGAAGAGCUGGGCCUUGCAAAGGGAAUUAAAACUGACAGUAAAAUGUUCUUUCACCAUGUAAAUAAAAAGAAAUCAAGGAAAGAAAACGUGCAGCUGUUAAACAAUGAGAUUAAAGAUAAUCUAGGCCUGGCCCAACAUCUCAACGCAUACUUUGCCUCCGUUUUUAAUAAGGGUAAUGAGGAGUUGAGGAUUAGCAGCAGGGUUGGUAAUGGAAACGAGGACACGGCAGUAGAAAUUACCACAUGGGAGGUGGAAGUCAAACAGCUUAAUGGGACUAAAUUUGGGGGACUCAGAUAAUCUCCACCCAAAAAUAUUAACUAACAGACCUGGCACAUGGAAUUGCAAGCCCAAUAGCAAGGAGGGAUAGCUCAGUGGUUUGACCAUUAGCCUACUAAACCCAGGGUUGUGAGUUCAAUCUUUGAGGGGGCUAUUUAGGGAUCUGGGGCAAAAAUUGGAGAUUGGCCCUGUUUUCAGCAGGGAGUUGGACUAGAUACCUCCUGAGGUCCCUUCCAACCCUGAUAUUCUAUGAUUUUUAAUGACUCUGUAAACUUGGGGGUUGUACCCUAUGACUGGAGAAUUGCUAAUAUAGUUCCUAUUUUUAAGAAAGGGAAAGGAAAAAAAUGAUCCAGGAGAUUACAGGCUUGUUAGUUUAACCUGAAUUGUAUGCAAGGUCUUGGAACAAAUUUUGAAAGAGAAAAUUGUUAAGGCCAUAGAGAUAAACGGUAAUUGGGAUAAAAUAAAACAGGGUUUUACAAAAGGUAAAUCUUGCUAGACCAACCGGCUCGCCUUCUUUGAGACAAUAACUGAUUUUUUAGACAAAGGAAAUGCAGUAUAACUAAUCUACCUUCAUUUCAGUAAGGCAUUUUAUACAGUUCCACAUGGGAAAUUAAUUAAAUUGGAGAUGAUGGGGAUUAAUAUGAGAACUGAAAGGUGGAUAAGGAACUGAUUAAAGGGGAGACUACAAUGGGUCAUACUGAAAGGUGAACUGUCAGGCUGGAGGGCAGUUACUAGUGGAGUUACUCAGGAAUCAGUCUUGGGACCAACCUUAUUUAACAUUUUUAUUAAUGACCUUGGCAAAAAAAGUGGGAGUGCAUUUUGUUUUGUAUGGUAACCAUUUGUUUCCACUACACCUCCUUGUUUCUAGUUAACUCUCCAUUCUUUCUUAAAUAAAUACCCCACCUUUUGUUUUC
Molecule: messenger RNA, 5856 nt
Organism: Dermochelys coriacea (leatherback sea turtle)
Lineage: Eukaryota; Metazoa; Chordata; Testudines; Dermochelyidae
Product: myosin light chain kinase, smooth muscle-like
Exons: 12
Coding region: 634-2067 (477 amino acids)
Biological process (GO): protein phosphorylation; intracellular signal transduction; positive regulation of apoptotic process
Cellular component (GO): cytoplasm; nucleus
Molecular function (GO): ATP binding; protein serine/threonine kinase activity
Source: RefSeq, a predicted model, not a curated record